This is a messenger RNA of Helicoverpa armigera (cotton bollworm), 4881 nucleotides long. It is a transcript of the gene Arfip, whose product is annotated as arfaptin-2. Gene Ontology annotation, cellular component: trans-Golgi network membrane. The coding region runs from base 201 to 1163 and encodes 320 amino acids. The record is from RefSeq and is a predicted model, not a curated record. The transcript has 7 exons. Lineage: Eukaryota; Metazoa; Arthropoda; Insecta; Lepidoptera; Noctuidae. Gene Ontology annotation, biological process: intracellular protein transport; regulation of Arp2/3 complex-mediated actin nucleation. Gene Ontology annotation, molecular function: phospholipid binding; protein domain specific binding.
ACCCCAGUUUGUGUUGAUAUUAUUGACAAUUUGUCAUUGUCAAAGUUUAGUGUACUCUAGCGUCGAUUGUGUCGAAUUCUUACAAUAUUUUCCGGCAUUUCUUUGAAUAAUGCUAAGCAUAACGUGUAAUUAAAUAGGUGUGAGGUUUUAUAGUGACCGACGCGUCAGGCCGCUGAGGAAGAUAUCUUCUUUACGCCAAGAUGUCUAAAUGGCAGUCGGAGCGCAGCAUCCACGAGAUGUUGAAGGACACUCCGCCGCUGCGCGAGUCCAGCGACUCCAUCACAUCGGGCACCGAGGCCAAGUUCCCCACGUCGCGGUCCAUGCCUUUCCCGCCAGCCUACGCUCCCCCAGAUGUAUCACAGAAUGGAACAGGCUCGGGCACAUUGCUGCGCUCGGGGUCAAGCAAGCUGGACGCUAUCCGCAACUGGGGUGUCUCCACAUACAAGUGCACCAAGCAGAUACUGUAUGAAAAGCUCGGCAAGAGCUCACGCACUGUUGACACUGAGCUGGAGGCGCAGAUCGAGAUGCUGCGCGAGACGCAGCGCAAGUACGCGGGCGUGCUGCGGCUGUCGGGCGCGCUGACGGCGCAGCUCGGCGCCGCGGCCGCCACGCAGCGCGCGCUGGGCGAGGCCUUCGCCGACCUCGCGCAGAAGUCGCCCGAGCUGCAGAACCAGUUCCUGUACAACGCGGACACGCAGCGCACGCUGACGCGGAACGGCGAGACGCUGCUGGCGGCGCUGCACUUCUUCAACAACUCGCUCAACACGCUCACCAACAAGACCAUCGAGGACACGCUGCUCACCAUCCGCCAGUACGAGGCCGCCAGGGUGGAGUACGACGCGUACCGCAGCGAGCUGGAGGCGAGCGGCGGCAACCCGCCCGAGCUGCUGCUCGCCAGCAUCGCGCGCCGCCGCCGCUCCUACGAGCGUCUGCGCGACGACUCCGCCGUCAAGCUCAAGCUGCUGCACGAGAACAGGGUGAAGGUGAUGAACAAGCAGCUGCUGCUGUUCCACAACGCGGUGUCGGCGUACUUCAGCGGCAACAACGUGGCGCUGGAGGCCGCCGUGCGGCACUUCAACGUGCUGCCCCCCGCCGCCCCCGCGCCCGCCCCCGCCGCCGCCCCCACCGCCCCCGCCGCCCACGCGCCGCCCGCCACCGGCUAGCCGCCGCCCUCCGACCGACAGCUUGUCAAAACAUACAUGCCCGUGGGCAUUUUGAAAAACUAGAUUUUCUUGCUUACAACCCAAUGUCAUUCAACUAUUUAAUUGAUUACGAAAAGUAAUGAUGAUUUUACAUUUAUUUUAAUAAGGAUAACGGUGUCAGAUCAUAUUCUGAUAAUUAUACAUAAAAAAGCACUUUAAAUAAUUACCAUGUAUUUUUUGACGAACUGUACAUAUUUUGAUUUCCUGUUUCAAAAUUAAUUUAAUUGAACUUCUAUUGUGUAUCCGUGAUUUAUUGGAACAGAAUAAUGGGUCUCACGCUAAACUGAAAAUAAUGACUAGUAAUUAAAAUACUGUCUCGCAAUAAUGUUGAUAUAACAGUGGUAGUGUGUGUUGGGCCGUACCGGAGGCUCGGAGUGUUCACUCCAACUACACGGUUAGAUUAAGCUUUAUUUUAAUUUUGUAAAUAAUGUAAUGUGACGCUUAUUGACCAAAAUGAAAUCCCGUAUCAAUUGAUAUUUGUGACAGAAAUAUGCCAGAUGUUAUCACUAGACAUCUACUAAAUAUAUGCACUAUCAAAAUACUAUUUACUACUUGAACGAAAUAUUUUGGCAUUCACUAAUUUCUGAAGUUUUUUAAUAAGGUCGAAAAAUACUACAUCUUUUCAACACGCUUUAUGUAACUAUGUAAUUAGGGCUGCCAUUUCGAAUUUCGCCAAACCCGGACAAAUAUUAAAAAAACCCGAACAUUUGGCGUAAAUCGCAUUUUUUCCCCGGACGAGUCCGAUUUUUUUUUAACAAAACAAGACCUAUUUUUAAAUAUUACUAUUACUACUAUUAUAUACUUAAAUCCAAUGAGGUGCUUCCUUACAUGAAAAGUCAGGGCCAUAUCUAGCUCAAGUAGUACCUAGUAUUGAAUGAUUAUGACUUAAUAUUUCGAAGGUCAUAAAUAAGAAUGCUCAUGUGGAAACUAGGAGUUACCUUCUUGUUAGUAAUAGGACUUUAUAACGGCGCUACCUUUUUGAUAGGUUAGACAAAAAUGUUGAAAAAUAAAAACCACCGUAUAGUGAAGUCGCCGCGAACGUAGCGAGCACAAAAAUUUUUGAGUUUUGGGUCACUAAAGCUUGUACAAUAAAAAAAAAUCCGCAAAGUGAAGAAACCGAGAGCGAAGCGAGCGCAACAUUUUUUGAAUAUUGGGAUAUUAAAGUAUCUAAACGUAAAAAAAGAUAGUGUCAAGAGAGGAAAGCCGCGAGCGAAGCGAGCGCGAAAAUUUUUGAGUUUUGGGACACUUCGACUUCUGCAGUCUGUGUGUCUAUUUGUAAUUCAACUCGUAAGAAAAAUGUCCGGGUUUUCCCCGGACACUUCUUGAAACCCCGCCCGGACGUCCCCCGGACGGCCUCCAAACGAGGACAAAUCCGGGGAAACCCGGACGGAUGGCAGCCCUAUAUGUAAUGGAAUCGAAUUUAACCAUCUUCCAAACAUUGUAGCUUCAUAAAUAUUGGCAACAGUAUGUAGGUCUGAUGACAAUACAAUAAUAUGGCACUGUCGAACUGAUCUGAUGAUGGAGCCGGAAGAUAUGAACCGGAACUUCAUGAUAGAACGUCGUAUCAUAGCUGUUCGGACUUCUUAGGAAAGUCUCGUAAUGAUUUUGCACGCAUUUAUAAAAGCGUGUUUUUUUAAACUUUUCAUUUAUUUCCGAUAGCUGAUAAUAUUUCAGUCCAUAUGUUGGCCGGUGCUUGUUAAUAAACACCAGCGAAAUACAACAAGCCAGACUCUUAACUAAAAUAUGCACAAUUCAGAAAUAAAUUGCCAAAAUACAUUAUGUAAUAACACUGUCAUAAUAAAGUUUAUGAAUUUGCUUGUGCAAACAACGCCAAUACAUGUCUACUUUGUUAUCAAGUGGCCACAACGUUCAGUGAAGCCAUGUUAGCGUCAUGAAAUAUACUGAACUCAUCAAAAUAUUUUUAGUUGAUACUAAUUCCGAGCAUACACAAAUAAAAAGUAUAAUGUAUACCCUUUACAUUAGUAGGUAUAGUAUGGCCAUAACCGCUGUGCACUCCCUGAGGUACGCGCGGAGAGGCGGAGGGUGACGCGGUCUGUCAGUCCGCCGUCAACGCUCGUGGCGGCAGGUAGUUUCAUUUGUAUCGGACCGUCAAUGUCAGAUGCACAUGAGAUAAAAAUUCAAAGAUGGGUCGUGCGUUAUCUCGAGAUGUAAAAACCGUGAUUUUUAAAGUGGCUGAAUAUUUCAAGAAAAGAAAAGUAGACUGAGAAAGCUUUCCGAUCAUGAAAUAUCAUGUCCAGAAAAAUGAAAAUCAUUACUGGAAUCGCGAUUUUAGGUUCAAUAAUAUUAUCGAUUCAUUCAUAACAAAUUUGCAUGACUCUGAUUCAAGUUCCAAUGGCGACACGGACGAGAAAGAUGAUGACGAAAUGGAAGAUGAAGUUGAAACAGAAUCUAUGUUGGAAUAACUUAACUUCUUAUACUAUCUACAUAUAUCUAUUUGUUUGUAAUUAUAGUAAAUUUUCAAUAAAAAAAAUCCUGAUUUGAAUUUUAACUUUAGUUCUCAUUCAUCAACUGUCUAGGUAUUUUAAUACAAUAUCGAGCAUAAUAUAGAUUCCGACCACCGUUUCGCCACAAGUCCUGCCUUAGAAAUGAAAACUGAUAUCGUUAGAUUUGUCUGACGUGUAUUGACCUCAUGUGAACUUAUGCUCUUUUUUCCUCGCCUCCCACCUCGCCUUGCAUACCUCAGGGAGUGCACAGCGGUUAUGGCCAUACUAUAGUAAAUAUUUAAUGAAUUUAUUUUUACAGUAUUCCGAUUAUGUUAUAAGUUGUGUUAGCUAAGCUUACAUUAUGUGUGAUUGUUAUCUAUUCAUUCCAAUAUUUAUUGCUUUCUGCUUGCCUAGUUGUUAAAGUUAAUAUAAAAAAAUGACAUUUACUAUUUCCUUGUUUAUUAGGCACAAUGUUAGUCUAAUUUAUUAGCUCAAAAUUGUCCUUCCAAAGUUCCCCGCAGCCUAAAGCUUCUGUGUUCAUAAUAAUUGAACUAAUAGUGCUCCCGUGUUACGGCUAGUAGUUGAAUGCCACAUGCUGCCUGUGUUCCCAGGAUAUUAUGGACCAUUUGUGUACUUUUCAUCAUGUAAAUGAUUACUUUGAAUAACAUUUCAACCGAUGUAUGACAUGUAUAAGUAUGGAUGUCCUGAGAACACAGUAGCACCAUAGUGAAACUUUUGAAACCAAUUUCUUGUAAUUAUGAGUAUUUUACAACAUAUUCUCAAUAAUAAUCUACACACUAUGUUGUAUGUACUUAUAGGAUAUAUUGUAAUAUUGCCACUAUUGGAAUAAGGCCUUUGGUUUCAAUCCUUUUGAUGUAACACAUUGAUGUGGUGUUAACCAACACAAGGUUGGCUAAAUUUGAAGUUUCUCAUAGUUUAAGUAUUAAUUGUGAUCUCAUAACGUUAUCAGCCAGCCGCAGUUGUGUUCAUGCUACCAGUUGAUGUGUAUCCUAACAAGUUAUGACAAUAUUGCACAGAAUUAGGUCCAGUACGACAAGUAUGAGCCUAGGGGCCUAGGACAAGUUCUCACUAGCUAGUCAAGUUGUUCAUUUAGUUGAUUGUACUUCAAUGUGACUUAUUUAUAUUAUUUUAGAGAUCAAAUUAUACACUAUUAUUAUAAAUAUAAGGCAAUGUGUUUAUCAUAUUUUUUAAGGAGUGUAAAUUCAACUAUACCA